AUGGCUUCAACCAAGCAACCCCCAGUCCCGAAAGACGAGAUGGACCCCUUCUUUUCCAAUAUGUCACUCCGCGCCAAUGCUCCCACUCAAUCGAGCCAAUCCGCCGAGAAAGGCCCUUUUCAUUACUACGCUAUGGAGAUGAAAAGCCUGGUACAGAAGAUCCAGGAUCUCCGUCAUCUAGGGAUCGAGGACAGCAGAAUUGUUCUCCCCAAGAUUUGUGUGGUCGGAGAUCAAAGCACGGGAAAGAGCUCCCUCAUCGAGGGAAUUUCUGAAAUAAAAGUUCCUCGGGACACGGGAACUUGUACUCGUUGCCCCAUGGAGAUAAACCUCUCUGACAGUGAUCACCCUUGGCAAUGCGUGAUCCACAUCGCACGCAGAUACACGUAUCUGCCAGACAACUGCGGCCGGGGUACACAGCUUCCCACCAAAGCAAAGCCACUGGGACCUUGGAUUGAAUCGGGGAGCAACGAAGACGAGCACUUCAAGACGCUAGUCAACAAGAGCGAGGUUAGAGAAGCGAUCUGGUUAGCACAGCUUGCUGUGCUGAACCCACAGAUGAACUCCCAGGAGCUUGUCCCGGGCAACAACCGGGCCACAGCUACACAGAAGACAGCUCUAGUCAAAUUCUCACCAAACGCGGUGCGCCUGGAUAUUUCCGGUCCUGGAUUGCCUAAUCUUUCAUUCUAUGAUCUCCCCGGUGUCAUCAGCCAAACGGAGCAUGACGGCGAGAAGUACCUUGUUCGGCUCGUCGAGAAUCUGGUCAAAAACUACGUGUCGCAAAAGAAUUGCAUUGUGAUUCUCACGAUGCCCAUGACGGAUGAUGCAACAAACUCCAGUACUGCCCGUAUUAUCCGCGACAUCCAAGGCGCCAAGGAGAGAACCCUGGGAGUUUUGACCAAGCCGGACCGCAUGUCCAAUGCCGAGUCGUUUGAUCAGUGGAUUGAGAUUCUAGACCGGAAGAAGUUUACGUUGGGGCAUGGAUACUUUGUCAUAAAAAACAACCCCGAUCCGUUCGUCAGCCACGUCCAGGCAAGAAUGGAGGAAGAGAUGUUUUUCGCAGAACCACCUUGGAAUGCAGAGCUGGCAGCGUAUGCAAGCUUAUUCGGCACUGCAAAGCUUCAGAGCUCACUGUCUGAUCUGCUUCGAAAACAAAUUCUCGGAUGUUUGCCCUCGAUCAUUGUUCAGAUUGACGAAAAGGUUGAUGCUAUCAACACGGAACUGAGCAGCCUACCAAACCCCCCAACCGAAGAUGUCCAGAGAAUCCUGUGGGGCAAAACAUCCGACUUCGAGCACAUAGUUCAGGGGGUAUUUGAUGGCAACUCCAGCGUGAGCCCAACAACCAAAAAGCCUUUGCAAGAGGAUUGGAAUCGUGUUGUCAUGGACUUUCAGUUGGCCUUGUUGAGAACGCGUCCCGUUCUUGACAUGAAUGCAUCAACAGAUAACGAGGACCUUGCGGAAGAUUCAGACUGCGAGAUCCAGAUGGUCAGAUUUUCGUCAAAGAAACGCAAGCUGUCUGUGGACGUGAAGGUGGAAGAUAAACCUCAGUCCAAGUCGGUCUCAGCCUCUGCCAAAAAGGCCACAUUCAACACCAAGCUCUUCGAUGACCGUGAAGGAGCUACUCAUCGUUUCACAUUGGAGGCGCUAUCAGAGAUCAAGAUCCGGUCAAAUACUGUGGGAGUCCCGAACCAGCUUGACCCCCGGGCAAUUGACAACCUCAACAAGAAGAGCAUUGAGCACUGGGGACAAUUGACCGACACUUUUAUCAAUGCCUUGCACAGUCUGGUGCAGGAGACCCUUCUUACCGCUCUACAGGAGGAAUUCACAGAAUACCACCAAACCGGGUUGUACAAGGAGUUGAAUAGAAUCUUAGAGAGUUAUUUGUUUAAUCUUCGAGACCAGCACCUCAAAUAUGUCCAGGACUAUUGGCGCAGCGAGCAUGGACAGCCAUUUACAAUGGCCCAGACGCAGCACCAAGUGCUCAUGAAGCAAGCGUUCGAGACACUCAAGGCACGACGUUUCAACGCCCGUUCAAACGCCUGGUUGAAAGUCCGAGGCUACGAUAUGACGGAUGAGAAACUGAUUGCCGACAGGAAGAAGAAGAUUACUCAGGAGGAUCUAGGUGUGGAUCAAUAUGGUCAGGAAAUCGAGAUGAUGGCCAGCUCACUUGCUUAUUAUGAGAUCGCUCGUUCUCGUUUUCUGGAUGUGUUGUGUCAGUCUGCUCAUACCAAGUUGAUAAGAAAGUGUCGUGGAGACCUAGUCAACAGCAUUCGGGACGAGCUCCAGAUCUUUGGGGACAACGGACGCGAACGUUGUCUUGAACUGAUGGCUGAAGACGCAGAGCGCCAGAAUCGUCGUGCUUUUCUGUACAAAGAGCGAGAGAAAUUUGCCAAAGCGCAAAAAUGGAUCUCAAGCCUCAGAAAUGGGGGUAUUGAAAUGGUGGGCUCAAAGCUGGAUAAUGAAUUUUAA
Messenger RNA from Penicillium antarcticum, 2466 nucleotides. Its product is annotated as putative dynamin GTPase. The record is from RefSeq and is a predicted model, not a curated record. Gene Ontology annotation, molecular function: GTP binding; microtubule binding; GTPase activity. The transcript is spliced from 4 exons. Gene Ontology annotation, cellular component: cytoplasm; microtubule; membrane. Bases 1 to 2466 code for a protein of 821 amino acids. Lineage: Eukaryota; Fungi; Ascomycota; Eurotiomycetes; Eurotiales; Aspergillaceae.